Messenger RNA from Sesamum indicum (sesame), 1696 nucleotides. Its product is annotated as F-box protein At2g39490. Gene Ontology annotation, molecular function: protein binding. The record is from RefSeq and is a predicted model, not a curated record. Lineage: Eukaryota; Viridiplantae; Streptophyta; Magnoliopsida; Lamiales; Pedaliaceae.
CAAAAAGUCUCCUUAAGCCCGACCUGCCUUAAUCUUCCCAGCCACUGCUCAGAACUUUCUUCUUAAAAAUGGAAUGACAUUUGUCUCAAAAGUCAGAGGUCAUCCCGGCCGGUUGAAUAUGUCGGAACCACACGUUGUUCCUCUUCCUAAUAAAAUUUGAAGAUAUAUGCUAAGAUGUCAUCCUCUGUAUGUGGUUCAUCAAGCAGAGAAGACGCUGUAUUAAUGGGAGAAAGGCCUGAUUUGAUCAGCAGCUUGCCAGACGACAUUCUGAAGAACAUCAUGUCCAUGAUUUCUUUCAAAGAGGCAAUUCAGAUCACUACACUGUCAACUUCUUGGAGAGGCCUAGUGAGCCCGCAUCGUGUAACCGUAGAGUGUAAUAUAGUUCGAUCGGAUGCUCUCGAAUCCAAACGAAAGCUAAAGCCGAUCAUCGAGUCUUUCUUGGGAUCCAGGGAAAGUUUCCGGUCGUUGAAACUCUAUCCCGAUUUAUGUGAUCGGGAUUUUGCGGUUUGUACUAGAGGAGCUCAUGGGGAGCUUCAUCUCGACUUCUCAGGACAUAAGGAGUUAGUCCCGUGUACAUUCGGUAUGGUUCUUGAUCAUAGUAGCUGUGCAGGUCCCAGGUUUUCGUCUGUCAGGAAUCUGCAUCUUAGAUCAGUCUCCCAUCUUGUGGGAAACCUGGUCGGUGAUCUCUUCUCCAGUUGCAGGAUUCUUGAAACCUUGAAGCUCGAGAAAUGUCGAGGAUUGGAGAACCUCGACAUCAAAUCGAAUUCAUUUCUGAAGAAUCUUGAGAUAGCUGAUUGCCCCAACAUUGCUACAAUUACGAUAUCUGCAGAAAACCUCAAGUCCUUCUCGUAUAAGGGAGCUCUCCCCAUUAUUCAGCUUAUCAACAUUCCACAUCUCGUCGAUGUUGCACUAAAUCUGGGAGAUGGUUUAGGGAAUAAAAGCUUUGAUUGUGAAGAGGUUUUAUCUCUUCUGUCCUCUGUUAAAGAUGUCGAGAUUCUUACAGUAAGCGGUUGGCUCAUUGAGGUGUUAUGUUCUGCAGGAGUGAUUUUCAGCGCGCUGGACUUCAAGUUCAGCAAAUUGAAGGAAUUCCGAUGCGUCUGCUCCAAAAUAAGCAGCAAAACUCGCGAUUCACUGGCGUGCUUCUUGAACACAACAACUUCCUUGGAGGAAUUAUUUGUCAAGAUUGAUCCGAAAUCCAGGACGGUGGAGUGUCCAUUGAGCAACCAGUAUUGGCACGAGCCUCAUUUGUGGAAGGAUUAUGCUACUGUGAAGAGCAAUGCUCGGUGGCUGAAAGACUUGAAAACGGCCAAGAUUGUCGGUUUCACAGGGGAAAGUGAUGAGUUGUUGCUGGUGGAUCUGUUGCUUCACACCGGCAUUAAUCUUAAGGAGAUGACUGUCUUUCCAUCAGCACAGAGUGAUGAUUGUGCAUCGUGGAGGGUUGGGAGGGUUCCUUGUAGCCACCUGAAGUACAUAAAAGUGAAGUAUGUGCUGAUUUCUUGCCCAGAAAUUGAUGCCUGUUUUGUGUUGACAGAGGCCAACAACUAUGGUUGAACUCAUACAAUUCAAGUAUUUGCAAGAAAUGCGGCGGCAGUUCGCACGAGAAAGAAAUGAAACUACUAUCAUUUUUCAUCUUUUACCGCAGAAUAGUGUUACAUUUCUUAUUUCACUUAAUAUAUACGUAGCGUGUUUUGAUAAA